CUCAAUUGUCGUAGAGAUUAACAGGCUCAAAAAUGGCGGCCGUAAAGUAAGAUGAAAGAAAAAAAAGCAGGCAUGUGGUGGUUGAUUUCCGGAAGUGACACUGUGAGGGCGGAAGCUGGGAUUUAUGCCCUUGAAGCACAUGCUUUUGUACAGAGAGAUGGCAGAAGAGCAGCAGACCCGAUUGCAAAAUGCAGUGGACUCCAUGGUUAAAAACCUGGAGAGAGAAAAUAUCCGGAAAAUGCAGGUGAGAUAAUGAGCAGGUGAGCUGCAUGCUGGGUGGGUUCCAAUUAUUACUGAGUUGGCACAGUCAGUGUAACACAUAGAGCAUAAAGUAUCUAAGAUUUAGAAUAAUUUAUAUAUUAAGGUUACUGUGACCAGUCAGCCCAUGUUUUGGUGAAACAGGGGUUAAUAAUGUGUCUGCAUUCUGUAUUGUACACAAAAGUGAGAAUUGGGAGUUCAAAUACACAACUUUAAAACCCAACUAGCCAAACUGGAAAAAAAAAAAUAUCCAAGUCAACUGAGAACUUCCAAAUUGUAAUAUUUCUACGAUGGUGACCUUAUCCAAGCCAUGUCACUAAUAAAAUAGCUUACUAGGGUGAAAUUUGAUGCUGAGUGCUAAUUACUCUACACACAUCAGGAUUCUUGGGUUCAGUGUCAACAUUUUCUUGUGCUUCUUUUAAAGCUCCUAAUCUGCUUGUGUGUUUGAACUUCUUCAUAGAAAGCUCUGUGUUAGCACUUGUUUGCACAGGCAUUCUUUCUGCAAUGCUUUAUUUUCCCAUGACACCAUGAUGGUUAAGCUAAUCUAAUCUGUGUCAUGACAGCUGGGGAGCACUAUUUACAUGAAAAAAUAAAUAAAUAAAAAAACAACGCAAUCAAUGGUCACUAUUGGGUUGUGCAAAAACCUCAGUGACAUUGGUAGGACCUGUGAAUGAAUAAAGUACUCUUCUAUAUAACCAUAAAAUUGGGAUGCUCAUUAACCCUGAAAUAAAGAAGUGGGCAACCAGCAGGGGUUGUUCAAAUUAACUAUAUUUGUAAGAUUAGAAUGGUUGUACAUAAAUUAGUCCUGAAACUAGCAACAGUUUGCACACACUUUUUCUGUAUGUAAUCCACAGUUGCAAGUUCCAAAAAAAACAUAAAACUGUCUGAGAAUAAAUAAAGUAAACCGCUACUACCACAUCACAUAAUGUUAAAUUCGUAUAUUUAAGGAAAAUCUCCCGUUAGGUAUUUAUAGGGAGAGCUUUUCCAUUUUAGGGGCUCAAGAGGAAGAGGGGACCUGCAGUGCCAGGAAAACGGAUUGUUUUCCUGGCACUGGAGUAUCCCUUUAAAGGAAGGCUAUGUAAUUCACAUGCAGGGAGUUGUGACAAGGCUGCAUAAAUGGCAGAGAAUUGAGCAGUGAAACUAUCUUUACCAAAACUGCUUCAUUAAGCUAAAUUUAUUUUGGUGACUGUAGUGUCUCUUUAUUUUAGCUGCCAGAGUUAUAAGUCUACCUCUGGCUGCAUUAAUAGCAAGCCCAGAAUGGAAAUCCUACCAAUAUGUUGGGAAGAAGUGAUAUUGACAGAUUGCAGCUUUGCUAACUUAACUCACAGGAUUAAUUACUAACAUAUUACAAAUGAAUGUAAAUAUUAAAAUGGUUGAUCUGGAAAAAUUCUCAGCUAAAAUCACAAACUGUUAUUUUUUUCAGUUUUUCCAUUUCAAAUUACGGUAAUUAGCAAAAAUUCGGGGCUUCAGGGAAUAACCUAGUCAAUGUCGCAAUGAAGGACACAUUACAGUUUAUUUGUUCUGUAGUUAACCUUUGAGUCUUUGACUGUAGCAAAACCACUGCCAAACCAGGACCUACAAAUAAAAUAAAGCAAGCACAGUUGCAUCUCUAAAUUUUCUGUCUUGUCCCGUAUUUCUAAAAGAUCAAUAAUAAUUACAGGAUUAAUAACAAAGUCCAUAUUUUUCUUUAUGAAAGAAACGGCAGCAAGUCUUUAUGUUUGUAGUUACUAUGCAAGACACAGUUUGCUUACUCGCUAUUAAAGGAAUACUACAGGGUCAGGAAUACAAACAUUUUUCCCGGACCAUAUAGUGUUAAAAACACAUGUAGGGUCCAUACCCCCCAACCCCCCUCCCUUCACCCACUUAAAAUAAGGGGCGGAAAGAUACACAAUGCAUCUCUAUGGAGAGUAUUCAAUGUCUUCAUGCAGAGCGUGGACAUGCUGAACAGCAGCACUGCCCCAGGAAGCACCUCUAGUGGCCGUUUGAUUACAGCCUAGAGGUGUUCCUAGGCUGUAAUGUAAACACUGCCUUUUCUAUGAAAAGGCAGUGUUUACAGCAACAUAUCUACAGGAACAUGGUAUAGACACUAGAACACGUACAUUAAGCUGUAGUUGUUAUGGUGACUAUAGUGUCCCUUUAAUUAUCGUAUCACUAUCACUUUUGUGUAUUUCAGUUUGAGAUGGCGUCUGCAGUCUUUGUGCUUGGAUGUAAAUCAUAUGGUUGACUCAAGAGGGGCAGCUUUAGAAAAGAGCCUGCCAUGAUAAUUGGGUCUACAUCAUACAGAGUACAACAUGUAUUACAGCUCAGUCGCUGCCUUGCAAUACAUGUCUGUACAGGAGAGCAAUAAUACCCAUACUAAUACUCUGUGUGGGCAUGUAUUGCAGGACAGACUGAGUUGAGUGUUAUAUUACAAUGAGAGGAUGCUGAGCUUUAUACAUUAUCCUGUCAUUUUUGUAAAGUUUAUUCUUUUAUAUGUAGAUAGUAUAUAACGUCUCCAGCGUAUUAUUUUGGUUUUAUGAUAAUCCUGGUUUUAUCUCACCAACUUUGAUUUUCUUACAGGGCAGAAUGUUUCGAUGCAGUGCACAGUGCUGUGAAAAUGAAGGAGCUUCCAUUCAACAGGUCCACCACUGCAUCGAGCGCUGCCAUGCUCCACUGGCGCAGGCACAGAGUCUGGUUACCAGCGAGCUGGAGAGGUUUCAGGUGAGCAGAGUCUACACAAUGUAACCCUCACAACCAAAUGUUUUCACAUGCCAACAUAAUUGUUAAAGGAGCACUCUAAGCAUCCUAACCAAUUUAACUAAUGAUUGUGGUGCAAAAGAAACAUAGACUGUGACGGAAUAUAAGAACCACUCAGCCCAUCUAGUCUGCCCAAUUUUCUAAAUACUUUAAUUAGCCCCUGGCAUUAUCUUAAAUCUAGGAUAGCCUUAUGCUUAUCCCAUGCAUGCUUAAACCCCCUUACUGUGUUAACCUCUACCACUUAAGCUGGAAGACUAUUCCAUGCAUCCACUACCUUCUCAGUAUAGUAAUACCUUCUGAUAUUAUUUUUAAACCUUUGCCCCUCUAAUUUAAGACUAUGUCCUCUUGUUUUGGUAUUUUUUUUUCUACUUUUAAAGACUCUUUGGAUAAUAUCCCCCCCCCCUCCCCCUUCCAGUUUAUAUUAAACCGUUUCAUUGGGUGGUCAAAAUCCGACGCUUUCCUAAAUGCCACCUCCUUGCGUUUACCUUUUUGGACACCAAACUAAUACACAAAGGAAAAAUCCCUAUCUAAAGGACUGACCUGUUAAUUGACUGUUGAAUGACUGUUGCAUGUUUAAAUGAAUGGGUAGUAGUAAUGUGUGCUGUUAUCUGCCUUGUAUAAGUAAUGUACAUUCUGAUAUUGGCAACGAAAAAUUCAAAACGCUCUCAGUUUUUGAGCAUGAGCGUUUAGCUGGAGAAAUAGUUAACAAUGUUGAAUAUGCACUUAACCAAAUAGUAAAGAGAGAAUUUAAUCAUCCUACGUUAUACCAUUUAGCAGCUGAUUGGCUGCAAUCCACAGCUCCCACAGGGGAUUAGGGGGUAUAAAGGAAGCAAAGAGUCAGUGUGCGUCUGACCCCUGACGAAGGUGCACAUGCUGUGCAUCAAAACGCACGUCGGGCAUCUUCUUUUUUUCUUUGGCACAAGGCACUAUACACCUAUUCACAAUGGUGUUACAUAUCAUGCAGACCUAAACAUGAUAUAAUUUUAUAGCACUUUACUUUUCUUUUUCUUACUCCUCUGACUAUCGAGCAAGUAUAACAGGGAGAGAGGAUUGUCUUUUACCUAUACUACUCUGUCUACUAUAAAAACGUUAGGUCACUAUGCUGCAGCAUUUUGCAACUGUAUAUUUGUUGUAAUUGAUACAUUUGGCAACACAUAUAUAGAGACCAACAAGGAACAUUUUUAAUUGUUUAAUAUUUGCAUAUAUUUGAAUGUAUCCAUUCUUAUCAUCCUAUCUAAUUUAACUACUUAACCCUGAGUCGUGUUAAAAGGUAUUAUAGGUCCACCUUUAAUUUAAUGUGUGGCAGAUCUACUAACAGUUCUCAUUCCUGUUUAGAUGUGUAUUUAUAACUGCAGCCCAUGAUUAUACUUACCUGAAUAUUCUGGUGGAAAGUCCUCACAUAGUGGAGACAGAUAUCCACAUUAUUCUGGUAAUUAAUAUACCAAACCAACUCACCUAACUAGCAUCUUAACAGUACGACAAUUUGCACUAAUUAAUAUUGUACCUUGAUAUUUAGAUCAUCCCCCUACAUUGGCAAAUAAAUUUAAUAAAGCCAGAUAUUGAAAGAGUACUACUAUCAUGGUUUCCAUGUAUCCGUCAGAGGUUUAGCCAACAGGCUUUGAUAAUAAACACCUGCGCUCUUUACUAAUUGGUUAAGUGUAUAUUUAACAUUGUUAACUGUUACUCCAGCUAAAUGCUAACACUCAAAAAAUAUUUUGCGUGAGAGUGUUUUGAAUUUUUCGUUUCUAUUUUCAAUACAGGGGUUAAACCAUUACUGGAGGGUCUCUCUGGUGAUCUAAUUUAGUAAGGGUGGACCUGCAAGCGCAUCCCACCUUGGCUGAAUAUAUUUUAACAUUCUGAUAUUACCCCCCAGUAUUACUCUGUGUAGGACGUAUGUACCACCCAGUAUUACUCUGCAUAAGAAGAUUUUAGCUUUCUAUUGUUGCUGCAAGUACAAUUCAGCUCAGAGGAAGACCAUGUCCGUUAAAUGUUUCUUAUUUUAAUUAUUAAAACUCUCCUGGCCAGAUAUAAUAAUUAACACAAAGUAUAUACAGUUUUUUUUUUUUUUUUUUUAAAUGAUUGAAGGAUUCAAAAUAAACCUAUAUUUAUUAUUAGGUGACGAUUUCUAAGUUAUACGCUUUGGGAGUUUGUUGAUAUUUUAUUUGUGUAUGGUUGAUGCAUUUGGUCACUGACUUUUCCAUCACAGGUUAGCAUUGUACUAUUGGCUUUGGUAUGUAUGUUUGUUUGGAGGCAUUUUUGGAUUAUUUAUUUUUAAAAUUAAAUUGGGGUUAUGCUUUUUCAGAUCUGUAUAAGCGUUCUUCCUUUAUGGAAGGAAAAUUCUCUUAUUCUGUAAUGUUUUGACUAGGAUUAAACUGACUUUUUCAAAUGUUUGCUUUCUUUACAAUGUGUCUGUGUUUUUUGGCAAAUUUUUUUUUUUUUUUUAAUAUGCUUAUCUUCCUUACACUGCAGAACCGCCUUGCUCGCUGUACCAUGCACUGCAAUGACAAAGCCAAAGACUCCUUUGACUCUGGUUUGAAAGAGGCCCAAGUCAAGUCUCAGCUGGAGAGCUGUGUUAUAAAGUGUGCAGAAGAGCACAUGAGUCUCAUCCCAAGCCUAACAAGGAAGCUAAAGGAUGCACUAGCUGAAGUUGAUAAGAAGACCCAAUAGGAAUCCGCAGGAGAUACUACAAUGUGAGACUGUCUAUCCUAUUAUAUGCUGAAGAGAAUCUUUUGGGGCAGUGCUGCUAGCUCUGCUACAGCUGAAUAGUCCUGUUCCAGUUAUUAGGACUGACACCUUCCAUAAUGUUGGGGUUCAGCUGGACUGGUUAUUGAGGUAUAGAGAAGCUCUUUUGUAUGAAAUCUUAUAAAAUGCAUCAAACCCAUAUUAACAGUCAGCAAUGACAUUUAAAUUUAUAUAAAUUUUUUUUCUUUAAUUUAUUAUUAGUAUUUUUAAUUGAAUUUUUUUUUUUUUUUUUUCUCAACAUGAUGCACUUUUGGCUCUGCUAUGUUGAACGGUGGUUACUAUCUUUUCCGCAGGACAUCUCUGGAAUUAUUUUAUGUGCUGUUGUUCGGUGUGAAAAUCUUAAAGGACCACUCUAGGCACCCAGACCACUUCAGGUUAAUGAAGUGGUCUGGGUGCCUGGUUCCUCUAGGGUUAACCCAUUUUUUAAUAAACAUAGCAGUUUCAGAGAAACUGCUAUGUUUAUGAAUGGGUUAAGCCUUCCCCCUAAUCCUCUAGUGGCUGUCUCAUUGACAGCCACUAGAGGCGCUUGCGUGCUUCUCACUGUGAUUUUCACGGUGAGAGCACGCAAGCGUCCAUAGGAAAGCAUUGUAAAUGCUUUCCUAUGCGACGGGCUGAAUGCGCGCGCAGCUCUUGCCGCGCGUGCGCAUUCAGCCGACGGGGCGGAUCGGAGGAGGAGAGGAGGCAGAGAGCUCCUCGCCCAGCGCUGGAAAAAGCUAAGUUUUUAACCCUUUCCCCCUUCCAGAGCCGGGCGGGAGGGGGUCCCUGAGGGUGGGGGCACCCUCAGGGCACUAUAGUGCCAGGAAAAAGAGUAUGUUUUCCUGGCACUAUAGUGGUCCUUUAAUGGAAGCUGUCAUUUUAGCGUGCUAUGUACACAGAGUCCCAUCUGUGAGUGUUUAAGGUACUUUUUAAGAAUAUGAUUGAGAUCUAGUGUCUGUAAAAUUCUGGCUACCACAGCUAAAAGUAACCAUAAGGGAAACACUAUGGCCUCAAUUUAAUAAACUUUCCAAAUGAUUCAAUACUGUUAUAAAAACGUUCCAAACAAUUUAUCUAGAAAUUACCAUAAAAUCUAUUUUUGUAGCUAAAUAAUUUAGAAAGUUUUUCUAACCGUACUGAAUCUUUUGAGCUAACUAAAUCAAGGUGUAUAUUUGAAUACAUAUAUAAGUCUUGUUAUUGUAGUCCAGAUUGGUGCAUUUGGUAUUAAUGUCACAAUCAACUCCCUUUUUUUUUCUUUUUUUUUUUUGAAACCUCUUCUACCUCCGUAUUAACUAUCAUCAAUAUCUGUCCAGAACAGGUGCUGUGUCCUUGUAGGUUCAUUGUUUAAGACUUAAAAAUAUGAUUAUGAAAAGACUGUUCAUAUAAUAUGUAAUACAUUUCAGUGUAGGUCGAAGGUCGAAAACUGUGAUUAAUGAUUUGUUCCAGGAUUUGAAAAUAAAAAACCAUUAAGAUA
Messenger RNA from Pelobates cultripes (western spadefoot toad), 7183 nucleotides. The record is from the annotation of a GenBank genome assembly. Lineage: Eukaryota; Metazoa; Chordata; Amphibia; Anura; Pelobatidae.